Molecule: messenger RNA, 576 nt
Organism: Prorocentrum cordatum
Lineage: Eukaryota; Dinophyceae; Prorocentrales; Prorocentraceae
Source: the annotation of a GenBank genome assembly
AUGGUCGUCGGCGACGGCCCUAGCACCGCGCACGCCGAAGCCAGUGGUGGGCCCGCGGCUGUCGACGGCGGCGGUGUCAGAGGGGCGGCACGCAAAGGAUCCGGAGCAGCUUCGCAUCAGCUCCGGGCUGCCGAGGCCACCGCUCCGGGCCGCCCGCCCCAGACCCUGGUGGCGUGCCUGAGGUGCGGGGCUUAUGGCACGAGAUACGCCCGCAACCUGGCAGGCACGUGCCACGGGGCAACCACAACCACGCUCCAGAGCCAGAGAGCCCGCCUGGCUGACGGCCGGCACCCGGGGCAUCGGCAGUGCCGAACGUGGGUGCUCUCCACGUUGCGGGAGCCAACUUCGGCGGACCUCGCCGCGUGCCUGGGGCCAGACUUCGGCCGCGCACCAGUGGCAGGGCCCACGGUCGGACCCCAGAUGGGGAGGGGGGCGCCCAGGCGCAUGCUGACGAGGGUUGAGAUCUUGGCAGCAUACGGCUUGAACGAGGAAGACGUGGAGGCGGCCGUCAACCGCUGGCGCCAGCGGCGGCGCGCCAGGGCCACGGAGGAGGACGACUCCGACAUCGAGGAGUAG